AUGAACUUCAGUCGUUCUCAUCAAGUGGACAUACACACACCUAAGGAACAUAGUAAUGCUGACUUUGAACAGCUUGAAAAGGACGUACCCGUUGCAUUUUCAAAGAUUCAAGACAAGGCGUCCCAAGAACGACCAUGUUGUAAUCAAAAAGUCUGGGCCAUUCUUCUGAUUAUCACGGGUGCCUUAACAAUUGUCAGUGGUAUUCUAUACGGUACUGCCUUACCUGCAUAUGUCAAUUCAGCCGUGAAGAACCAAGUCGUUCGCUGCUCUGACAAGGAAGUAUCCGAGGAAGUCUAUCUAGACCCGUACGGAGAUUGUGAUGACUGUUCGCCUUACUAUUUGUCCGUGUACAUGCUUAAUGCCACCAACGCCGAGGAUUAUCUUGCUAUAAAUGCCAAACUGCAAGUGCAGGAGAUGGGGCCGUACGUAUAUCGUCGCCGUGAGAUGAAGCUGGACGUGUCACUGUCCAAUGACGCCUCCACUGUUACCUACAAGACCUACACAUACCACACGUUCGAGGCUGAAAAGAGCUGCGAUGGAUGUUCUGCCUCGGACGAGAUUGUGAGUUUCGACACUGGAUACUUCAGUGUCAUAGCUGCAACCGGCGGUGAGUUCAACUUGUUGGCAUCGGUGGCGGCGCAAUCUUUUGCCGCUGGGCAAAACACGACAGAGAUCACCGCAACCGUUGCUGAGCAUGGUAAGCAGAUGAUGCGCUGGCUGAACGGCCUUAACUCGCUGGACCCGGUAGCCAUGAAGACAGUGACCAACGGCAGCACCGUGUUGAACUUCUUGACCUCUGGCCCGACAGCCAUCGCCAACUUGGACCUCUCUGGUUUCGCAUACAAUGGCCUCUUUGUCAAGCGAACGGCAUCGCAGUGGGCACUAGGCUACCCGAGUCUGAUGGCUGGUAUUAUCCUAGGUGCCAACUACGUCGGGACGUGCAAACCCAGCAUGAACGCGGAGUGCGCGUCCUGCAGUGGUGACGACUGCCGGGCUAUCACAGCGGCUUGCUCUCAGUGCAGCAAAGGUGCGGCUGUAGUGGCAACCAACAACAUUACCUGUGCCAUCGUCGAAUCCAUUUACGCUGCUGAGUACGGCGCCGCCGAAGCAGCCAACUUUGCCGCGACCACUUGCGGCCUAUGUGAGAGUCUAGGUCUAUGCGCUGCACCUCUUCCCGGCAUCGCCGAGAGCUCUGGCAUGGACUACUCGAAAACUGCACCUGACGCAUCAAUCCUCAGUGACUACGUCAAGCGCACGGGAUGUGACGACCUGACCAAGAUCGGAACGUACGUGGAGUACAACGGCAUUACUGUCGCGCCUGUGUGGGUGAACCUAGGCGAGCGUCGUAACCCGACGCUAGAUGAGAUCAAUGCGUUUUCGAGCUAUGCCAACUGCGACUCACCUGUUGCAAACAUCACAUGCUUCACUGUGUCGGGUACAGACAGCACGGGACUCAAACCCGGUGGGGUGACGAUCAACGGAAUGGCUAAGCAUACCACAGCCGACUCGUUCGACUCGUACAUAGGUCCUGCCAAGAUCUACAUCACAGUUUCCAGUACAAACACGAAAGUAGACUUCGAUGGGGUCUCUCUGCACCGCUUUGGCACGCCGGUCGACACUUUUGACUAUACUGACAGUAACGCUGACAUUGGUACGGGCAUUCCAGUCAACGGAUUGCACCAACUCAGCUUCGUCACGGGUUUCCUAUCGUACAUGUCCGGUCCGUUCUUCAUCUACGGCGAUUCGUCACUGCUAGAGGCCGUGCAGAUGACGAACACUAAUGGCAUCGUGAUGACGGCGGACAGCAUGUACGACACCGAAGGCAACCUCCUUGAGAGCUUCCACAGCGCGUACGGUACCUUCGUCGACAUUGAGUCAGGCACGGGUCAGACCAUGCGCGCUCGCAAACGCUCGCAGAUCUCGUAUGCGCUGGCAGCCUCCAUGUCUGUACCCAACGCGUCCAUGAGUGACGUGCUGUGGCCCAAGCUGCCAACGGAUGUGGUGCUGCCUACGUAUUGGGUGCAGGAAGCUGGCGAGGCCAAAGAAAGUGUGCUUGACACAUUCAAAAACACGCUCACUCUCGUCAAAACGUUUCUGGUGGGCCUCAUCGUGCUUAUCAUUGUCGGUGUCCUGGAGAUAAGUGGAGGCGUCUUGCUCUGGCGUCGGUACAAGCAGAAGCUGGAGACGUAG
Peronospora belbahrii is the source of this 2190-nucleotide messenger RNA. The record is from the annotation of a GenBank genome assembly. NCBI's taxonomy places the organism in Eukaryota, Oomycota, Peronosporomycetes, Peronosporales, Peronosporaceae.